AUGGAGAUCAAGGUAUUACAGCAUGAAGCUGAGAAGCUCAUGCUUGAAUCGCCUGACACUGCGAAACUCCGCCAUUGGUCAAAGCUAUACAGUGCAGAACCCCACCUAGCCGGAGACCUUGCCCACGCGGAACGCAUCCGAGAUUUAUGGAUUUCCUAUGGAAUUCCAACUAAACUGGAACAGUACGAGGUCCUCCAAAACUUCCCAAAGUCUCAAGCAUUGCACCUUCUUGACCUCGAUGGGCAGACAGCCUUUGAGGCUUCUCUGACGGAGGACGAGGUUCCCGAGGAUCCGACAUCGUCUCCUCGGAACGGCUUACCCGCCUUUCAUGGCUUCAGCGCCAACGGCGAAGUCCGCGCCGAACUGGUGUACGCGAACUUCGGCGAGUUGGAAGACUUCGAGCUGCUCAAGUCGCAUGGUAUAUCCGUGAAAGAUAAGAUUGUUGUUUGCAAGUAUGCCAAGGUCUUCAGAGGACUCAAGGUUAGAGCGGCCGAGCAGUUCGGAGCCGCCGCCGUCAUUCUGUACAACGAUCCCCAAGAGGAUGGCGAAUACACCGUUUAUAACGGCUAUCAACACUAUCCUUAUGGCCCAGCGAGGCAUCCCAAGACGAUUCAAAGAGGCAGCGUCGAUUUCUUCUCCGUAGCUGUCGGAGACCCAACGACACCCGGAUAUCCCAGCUUGCCAGACACCGAUGUCGAACGACAGGAUCCUAGUUACGCAACUCCAAAGAUACCAUCACUGCCGAUUUCCUAUGCAGAUGCCAUUCCUUUCCUUCAGGCAUUGAACGGCCAUGGACUGGGACCUAGUCAAAUAGGUGGCGAGGACGGCGACUGGAAAGGGUGCCUUGCGGCCGUAGACUACUGUACCGGCCCCAGCGAAGCCAAAGUCUUUCUUUCAAAUCAAAGCACUUACACAUAUGCCCCAAUUUACAACGUCAUCGGAACCAUACGUGGGACUACUGAAGAGAGCAUCGUUCUUGGCAACCACCAUGAUUCUUGGUGUUGUGGAGCUAUUGACCCUGUGAGUGGAACGGCAGCUAUGAACGAGGUCGCUAGAGCUCUGGGCGAUUUGUGCUCAAAAGGCUGGAAACCAUACAGGAAAAUUAUACUAGCAAACUGGGAUAACGAAGAAUACGGCUUAGUCGGCUCUACCGAAUGGGUCGAACACCACCAGGAUGACCUGAGCAAAAAUUGUGUUGCCUACCUAAAUGUUGACGAGUCAACCAAUGGUGGGACGAUCCUUGGCGCUACUGGGAGCCCUCUUCUUGCAAGUGUACUUCGUGAUGUUACCCGCAUGAUCAAAUCUCCGGUCAACCAGAAUCAAACAGUCUAUGAUGACUGGUUGAGUGAUCAGAAGCGAGCCAAUCCAGAGCAGACGGCCCCAAAUCUUGACCUCAUGGGCACAGGAAGUGACUACACGGCAUUCUUCGAUCAUCUCGGUAUUCCAUCCGUUGACCUGCUCUUCAAUCGACAGGGGAAGGGUGUGUAUCCUUAUCACUCCAAUUAUGACAGUCACUACUGGGUCGAGAAUUUUGGAGAUGUGGGCUUCAAGAAGCACCUCGCCAUGACUCAACUCUGGGGUUUGCUGACGGCACGACUUGCUGGUCUGGGUAACGUUGCGUUCGAGGCAGCGGAGUACCCGAGAAUCCUCGCCCAUCACUUGCAGAAGCUCCGGGUGAAGUAUGAUGACAUGCUCAGUUUUUCUGCUCUCAUCGAAGCCAUUAUUCAGUUUCAAGACGCAGCCUCUCGUUUAGACGCGAGAUCGCCCCUCCGAGGAGCUCCGGGAAGUAGGCAAGUCGACAAAGAAGUCAACAAAGCUUAUCUUCGUCUCGAGCGACAAUUCCUUUUGCCAAAGAAUGCUGGGCUGCCUGGCCGGGAGUGGUAUCGGCAUGUUAUCUUUGCACCCGGAUUGUGGUACGGCUAUGAUGGAGUCAUCUUUCCCGGCGUUGUGGAAUGCUUGGAAGAUGGAAAUAUCGAAGGUGCUGCUGAGUGGCUUGAAAAGAUAGUCGCCGCUGUCCAGAGAGCAACUUACAGCUUACUUUAA
Molecule: messenger RNA, 2043 nt
Organism: Colletotrichum godetiae
Lineage: Eukaryota; Fungi; Ascomycota; Sordariomycetes; Glomerellales; Glomerellaceae
Exons: 5
Coding region: 1-2043 (680 amino acids)
Molecular function (GO): carboxypeptidase activity
Source: RefSeq, a predicted model, not a curated record